Terrapene triunguis (Three-toed box turtle) is the source of this 3487-nucleotide messenger RNA. RefSeq names its product poly(A) binding protein interacting protein 2B (gene PAIP2B). Gene Ontology annotation, biological process: negative regulation of translational initiation. The record is from RefSeq and is a predicted model, not a curated record. The transcript has 4 exons. Gene Ontology annotation, molecular function: mRNA regulatory element binding translation repressor activity. Lineage: Eukaryota; Metazoa; Chordata; Testudines; Emydidae. The coding region runs from base 137 to 517 and encodes 126 amino acids. Gene Ontology annotation, cellular component: cytoplasm.
UCCUUUACAAACAAACAACUGUCCUCUUCCAUCUGGCCUGUAUGGUCCGCAUCUGUAGUCUGGUGUUGAGAUGCCCUCUUGAGUGACUCCGGCACGGUGGGAAGGAAAAGAGACGCACAGCCAUCAAGAACCAGUAAUGAUGAAUGGUUCCAACGUUGCCAAUACGACGACGUCCAACGCUAAAUCCAAAGACGAGCAGGUAGUGAACGGGCACGAUGAGAAGGAGAACAACCCUUUCGCGGAGUACAUGUGGAUGGAGAACGAAGAGGAUUUCAAUAGACAGGUGGAGGAGGAGCUGCAGGAGCAGGACUUCCUUGACCGCUGUUUCCAGGAGAUGCUGGAUGAAGAGGACCAGGACUGGUUCAUUCCAUCACGCGACCUGCCCCAGGGCAUCGGGCAGCUGCAGCAGCAGCUGAAUGGCCUCUCGGUGGGCGACAGUUGCAGUUCAGAGGAUAUUUUGAGCAAAAGCAACUUGAACCCCGACGCCAAGGAGUUUGUUCCUGGAGUGAAGUACUGAACCUUCAGGCAAACAGACUGUGUCCCUGGCUUUUGGAGUGGGAGAGGGGGUGGGAAAGGAUCCGGGCGAGAGUCGAACUCGGCACUGUGAAUGGAGUCGCCGCGAUGCAGGGAAAUCUUGCUCUAUAAGCUUCUCGGGUACCUUUUUUAUUUUUCCUUUAUAGCAUCUCUUGUUUGGGCAGGCGGCUUUCUGGGACUUGCAGCCCUGCGGGCUUAUCUUGCGACUGCUACUCCAUCGACGGCCAAGUCCAGGUGUGUGCUUCGAACCGGCUAACAGAGGCCAUUUUUGAAAGCAGGUUCCCUGCUCUCCUUCCCAUCCGCAGCGGGCCAGGAAGUGCUGUGGGGAAGGGUGGGGCUUGGGGAAGGAUCUGGAUUGGGUGUGUUUCCUAUUUCCGUUCAGCAGGGAUUUUAGAAAAGCCGAAGCGUAAUGAGGCUGCGACUCAAAAUCCUUCCAACUUGCUGGACACACGACGAACGCCCUUCCUCUGCGUGCACCGACCACUAGAUGGGGUAACUCUCUGCAGAUUGAGAGGAGCCCGGCCUGCUUUUCUUGUUGGUGGAAGUUCUCAAGCCAGGGAGAUCAGAUCAGCAAGAGGCCAAGUGACCACCGGGGAAAUGGCUGCUCCUGCAGAAUGUCCAUUCACCUUGGCUUUUUGUUUCUGGCUCUUGCGCUUAUUCAGCACUGCAGCCUGCCCCUCUGAAACCUCCGGCAUCUGCUGUUUACAAAUCACUAGGCAAAGUGACCCACCUUUUGGCUUAAACAAAAAACAAACCCAAAGGGAACUAAAAUGUUCCCAUUCCCUGGCAUGGUAUGGAGAGGUGUGUUCCAGCUCGCACGGCAAACCCUCCUUGGAGAGGAGAACGGUCCAGUCACGUCUGGUGCGCUCCUUAUGGGCCCUAGCCUGCAAGGUGCUGUGCUCCCCUUGGAAGAAGGUACUCAGCAGCUUGUAAGAUCAGGCCCUGGCUAUUUGGAAUGUGAUCUGUCUGCUCCCUGGGCAUUCCCGAGUGUCUCAUGAGAAUGCUGCCAUGGGUUGAGAGAAGCAUUGGGGCUGCUGGUCAUCAUCUUCCCCGGGCAGGGAGGGGCCUGGCUUGAUGUCCUGACUUCUGCCCCACAAUUUGCCUCUUGCUGUGUGAGAUGGUUUGUGGGUCUGUAGGCAAAUUUGGCUUCUGAUAACGAAUGCUUUGAGCUGAUGAGAAUUGUUGGCAAACAAACCAGAGCCCCCAGGAGACCUGUGGGAACCAGCUGGGAGCAGGAGACUCUGCCCAUGUUGUCAACCAGUGUUUUUGAAUGGUCCCAUGGUUUGGGAUUUAACCCUUAUGGGCUUGUCUCAGCAGUGGCACGGUCCCCAUAGAACUUAGGCCUCCAGGUAUUUAGAGAUUAAAAGCAUCUUGGGUUGCAGGAGUUGCUGUCACUUCUGAACCUCUGAGCCAUGGUUAGACACUGGUCUGGGAAACACAGGAAGGGAUUUCCAUCCUCAGCCUAGUCUGGGGGAGUGGGAAGAGCAAGUGCCCUGUGAGCUGUCAGAUGGACUUGCUGGGGCCGUACAGAAGGCUGGGGAACCUUCAGCGUAAAGGUGAGGGAGCAGCUUUUAGGAGGCAUUACCCACCACCUUGUCCUUGGGCUGCCGGAGGGGCCUGCAGGAUCAAGCUCUCUCUAGAAGCAGAUACCAGGAAUUUUAACAGGAGCUGGUAAACCGCAGGCCCAGCUCCAUUUGGAACAGACAUGCUCCCAGCUUCCCUCUCCUCUAUGCCAAGCCGGAGCCAUCUCCUCUUGCAGCAGGAGGCCGGGAUCCAGGCUUUAGCUUCCCCAAAGCAGAGCCCAGCCUCUUUGGGUUUUAAACCAUCUUCCGGGAGGUUGGUGGCUUCCUCCUUCUGGGCACCAAGGUCAGCAACCUCCGCACCAGGUGGAACCAGCUGUCUCUCAGUGAGGUUGCUUAGGACGACACUCGCUUUUUUUUUACUACAUCUGGCCUUGGUGAAGUAGACGGGGAUUCUCUGCUCUGUCCAUGUACAACACAGGCCACAAACACCCAGCUUCAGAGUGUCACCAGGUUUUUAAUCUCCCCUCCCUACUGCAGCUUUUUAUAUCGUCCCUUCGGACUUUUUCAGUAGAUUGGCAAUGGGGAUUCUGGAGUCCUUUCAGAUCUCGCCUGGGCUGGUAGGGAUGGAAAUUAAUUACACAAGAGGGCUGCCCACUGGCCUAUGUGAAAUGAGUGAGGUUCUCAGGCCAGUUUCCACUGGCCUGGCAAACCCCAUCACGCCAGUUGGCUUCGGUGUUGGCAAGCCCAAAAGAAGGAUCCACGCAGCAUGACUUCCCCUUGGGGCAUAGUCCAAGCACACGGCAUUGUUGCUGUCUGUAUGGGACCUGCUUUGGGAUUAAACUGAGAAAUCCAGUCUCCGUGGCUGUCGGGCUGAUGCCUUCAACCAGCACUAAACUCCCUUGCAAACUUCACCCAGGAUCAGAAGUGGCUCAAACUGGAGCCUUACUGAAGUCUGCAGGUACCUAUACGAAUAUUGCUACACAAUGGCAGGGUUGGGCCUGGUUGUGUUGUGUCCUCCUGUUCUUGGGUACAACCGUUGCCUUCAGUGCCUACUUUCUGUUGCCCCAUCUAAAAGGGGUUUUUCCAUUAUCUGGAGCCAGAGCGCACGCCUUGCUACGUCUCUAGCGAUGGAUGGACUGUGGCACAGGAACAAAAAUGUUCCAACUCCAGCUGCCCUGUGGAACAGCCCAGUCUUCUGGGUCAAUGUGGAUUCCAUUGCCAUGAGGGAUUAAUGCCCACGUGACUGUGCAGGAGUGGUAAGGGUGGGCAUACAGGUCAAACUACUUUUGUAUCACUGGUUGAGUUCUCAAUUCCCCCCCCCCCGCCACCCUGCUCUGGCUUCUUUCUGACUUUUGAAAACACUUUCUGAUGACGUGCUGUACAUUUUUAAGAUAAUGCAUUAUUAAAAAUAAACCUUUUGGAGUUGUGCA